GAAGCGGACGUCACGUGGUCGACUCUUCAGGUUAGCUUUCGUCGCUGGUGGUGAAUCCGGUCAACCUGUCCCUAAAAACAUGUGGAAGACUCAUUAAUGUCCACACGAGCGGCUCUGUAGCGACGUAGUACCGUUGUACCGUGUUCGAAUCCCUCCGCGGCUCUCUGUCGGAGACGGUUGAAUUCAGUGGGAAUCAGAAAUCAGCGGAACGGCGGAAGAAGGCAAGGAGACAUGUCGUACUAUUCAUCGUCCCGUAGUUCGUCUCGGGCCACCGACUGUAAAGUGUACGUGGGUGACUUAGGCAACGGCGCUGCCAAGGGUGAGCUGGAGCGAGCGUUCAGUUAUUACGGCCCACUGAGAAGUGUGUGGGUGGCCAGGAACCCACCAGGGUUUGCCUUUGUAGAGUUCGAGGAUCCCAGAGAUGCAGAAGAUGCUGUGAAGGGCAUGGAUGGAAAGGUUCUUUGUGGUUCCCGUGUUCGUGUGGAGAUGUCUACAGGCCUCUCCAGGAAGGGCCGUGGGCGCCCUAGCCGGCGCCAGUUUGACCCCAAUGAUCGGUGUUACCAGUGUGGGGACCGGGGCCACUAUGCCUACGACUGCUACCGCUUUAGCAAGAGAGGAGGUCGUCGCAGCAGGUCUCGCUCUCGAUCUCGCUCCAGGUCAAGGUCCAGGUCCCGUGGACGCCGCUAUCGCUCUCGCUCCCGCAGCCGUAGCCACAGCAGGAGCCGCCGCCGAUCUCCAUCCUAUACCAGACGCAGGAGCAGGUCUGGCUCCCCAGCUCGUUCUAAGUCCAGGACUCCAGUGAGAAGUCGCUCCAGAUCUCGUUCUCGGUCUGGCUCUGCGCCCAGAAGACGCUCUGCCUCCCGAUCCCGCUCACGAUCUCAGUCCGCGAACCACAAGAGGGCCAGCGUGUGGUGGGAGCUGAGCACUGCACUGACACCGCAGCUGAUCCCAGGCCCAGGGUCUGCCAGCUGGCGGUGUGUACGUCCUGCGGGAGGGUGACUAAGCGCUGACCUGAGAUCAGCCUUCGCCUGCAUCUGGUGUUAGACAGCGAGAAAGAGGUCGACCUACCGACCGAACCCUCCCCACAGUGAAUGGGUGACCGUCUGUUCAACCGACGCACACGCUCAGACGAGAUCAGCCCAUGCACACAUACAGUUGUUCUACUAGAGUCACCCAGCCAGCCAGCCAGCCUUCAGAUGUACCAGAGGGCUGACCCACACAGAUCAGAGUUCGACCACUACCUUUUUAAAUCCAUUAUCUACCUACCAGACCCCCUACCUACCAGAGUUCUUCGGCCUCUGUCUUAGCUUCUGAAAGUGAGAGAAAGAGAGCUGACGAGAGAUCAGUCUUCAAGAGCCUCCCAGCGCAGUGUCUCUCCAAGUUGUAGUCAUCCGUCCUUCAGUCCUUUCAUCCUUCGCUUCUCUGUACUUGUUGUUUCUGCCACUGUCUCCAAAGGUAACCAAAAAUCCAACCCCCUGACAAGCUCAUGUUCAUGGUGAAAGAAAAAUUGCACAGGCUUGAUGUAGUCUGGGAAAACUGGUGAUUUGUAGAGCUAAAGUUGAGACUUUUUAACAAGCAUGCUCAGAGUACAAAUGUGUGGUUGAAUCUGAGAGUACGUGGAUGAUUGAGUGAGUGCAAGAGAGGAAGGAAACAUGAAUUUUAAUGGGCUGAUAUCUCUGAGGAGGCCUUUUUUUUGUCAGAUAUGUUUUUUUCUUCUUGUGCCAAACAUGUUGCCACAUCAUUACCAUUACUAUCUUUUAUCGUUCUAGUAUUUAUUUUAGUACUCAAACUCAAAUAAUGGUGGCUUUUUAAAAUGUGCAGUUCAUUCACUGGUCACUGUAUAGAGCAGGUUCUUAGAGCCUGACCGAUAUAUUAGUGGGCCAAUAUUAUCUGCCAAUAUUGGCCUAUUGCACACACUUUAAAUAUUCUUUUAAUAAAGUUAUUUGUAAGUAAUGUAGAAAGCAGCCUUCUGAGUACCUUUGCAUAAUCACAUUGGUGCACAAUCCACAUAGAAAAGGUAUCAAAAAUUCACUAUAUUGGCCCGAUAUCAGUGUUUUUCCCCUCUUAAAGUGGUCUCAUAUCGGUCUGGCUCUAGUUUCCAUCUGUUUGUGCUGCCCACCUUUUUGUGUUUGUAGUGUAUUUAAAGUGCUAAAUGUCUCCUCCCGAGCAGAAACCACUUUAACAAUGUGUAGUUGCCAGUGAGGAGACUUUCAAGGACUUGUGUCAUUCAUUUCAAUGGGUGUUUGUUUGCCCGGGGGGUUAAAUUAUAUAUUUAGCUUUUUCUUUUAUUAUUCCUCAGAAAUACAAAGAUUAGUUGUCUUUUUUUAAGAUAAAACUAAUAAAUAAUAAAAGAACCUGUGGCUCCUGAGAUGAGUCUUGGUCUAAGAGGUCAAAGAGGUAUUCAGUUAACAAAUAUCAGCGCCCAUCCAGUCAUGAAUUUCACAAAAGGUGUACACUGUAUUAAGAUGUUGAGUAAUGUGGGUUUUUCUUAUCAUUCUUCAAUCCUCCCCUGUGGCAAGCUAACUCCUCUCUGUUUCUGUUUCAGUCGUUCCCGUUCAGCAACUCCAAACCGAAGCGCUACGCCCGCAGACGACUGAGUGAAGAAGCCUAUUAGUUCCCCCCCCUCCCCCGCUCUCCUUAACAGACAGACCCUCAACCCCUGCACCCUGUCUGCUUUUACAGCCCUACAGAAGUGUUUUUGGUUUUUUUUGUGCUUGUCUGUUUAGUCUUUUAAGUUGAAUUUCCUCCCCAGGACUGUAGUCUUUGUGCAGCCCCAGAUAUAGUCAGUAUAGCAGACAUAAAUCAGUUUCCAUUUGAUAGAUUGUUUUAAAUGCUGUUGCUGCAGAAAUCCUCUUUCUUCUCAGAAGUCACGUAGCAAGUGUAACACCUGUGUUAAGGUCAUUUUGAAUGUUGCAGUUGACUUUUAGCAGUGUAUUUUGGGCCUCGUUCAUACAGUAAAUUGCGUCAAAAGAUGGGUUAGUUGAUGCAGCUCUUGAGGGCGAGGACACUGCAUUGGAAAUAAAAAAAAAACUGCUUUUAUUCCUUGAGCUCAAAUUUCUGAACCUUAAAAUAUUUUUCCCCCCCGUUGAGAAUCUGCAAACGAUGUAAAUGUUUUUGUUUUGUAUUGCUCUCCAGUAUGAUUAGGGUUCAGAUGCUGUUUACCGUUUCCACUCAUGGUGAUGUAAGGAGACGGUUGCUGGCCUGCAUGCCUUUAAAUAUGUCACAUUCCUACUGUUUGUUGUUUCUGUGCUGCACUGCCCGUUUUACAAACCUGAUCAGCUUCACUGUGCGCUGAAUAGAUUUUCCCCAUGUGUUUGAUUUUGUUCCUGUGACUUUUGAUUUUAAAAUAUAUACAGUGCUUCAGUUUGAUUUCUGUAAGGGCUGCUUUAACUGUUUUGUUCUGUUCCUGGCUUAUAUGGUAAGACAGUGGCAGUUUUAUUUUUGAAUAAACCUCUUCAACAUA
Molecule: messenger RNA, 3463 nt
Organism: Dicentrarchus labrax (European seabass)
Lineage: Eukaryota; Metazoa; Chordata; Actinopteri; Moronidae
Gene: srsf7a
Product: serine and arginine rich splicing factor 7a
Exons: 8
Coding region: 232-999 (255 amino acids)
Biological process (GO): mRNA splicing, via spliceosome
Cellular component (GO): nuclear speck
Molecular function (GO): zinc ion binding; RNA binding
Source: RefSeq, a predicted model, not a curated record